AAGUUGUAGUGGGCGCCGCCAUUUUGCUAAACUCCCGGCUGCAUUCGUUUGGAAUUGUAAGCCAUAGUGUAGCCUCGGUUGUCCAAACUUGACAAGAGUUUAAUAGUUGACACACAGUUCAUGCCAAUCGAACACAUAUAGUAAACAAUCUCAACACGUGUAGUAAGGAAUGACACUAGAUUUUCGAAGACGUGGUUGGCACUCAUCAUAAAGCGACAAAUGUCUUUCAAGUUUAAUUUUAAUACUUCUGAAGAAAACCAAGACUGUUUCGGAGAAACAACCAGUGAAGAUGAAGAAACAAAAAACAAAGAGAAAAGGGAGGUUAUAAAACAUACAGAAGAGAUAUUUGUUGAUAAUGUAUCUCCCAAAAUUUCUGAAAACAUUAAAGUGAUAAAGCAGAUGUUUAAUAAAGAUGUAGAAAUCCGAUUAAUAGAUCCUAGUUUAGCAGAAGAAACAGUUUGUUCACAGUUAAAUAGUGAAUCAGAUGUGGCUACAGCUGUCAAUCAACAGUCAGAUUUAAUACAGGGUAUUUAUGAAGGUGGAUUAAAGGUAUGGGAAUGUGGUAUUGAUAUGGUUAAUUAUUUAAUAUCAAACCAAAUUAACAUACAAGAUAAAAAUAUAUUAGAGUUAGGAUGUGGUGCUGGGCUACCAGGAAUUUAUUCUGUGUUAAAUGGUGCAAAAGUUGUAGAUUUUCAAGACUAUAAUAAAGAAGUUAUUGAAGAAUUCACAAUUCCUAAUGUCAGCCUUAAUCAGCAACAUGAGGUCAAAUGUCAUUGUCGAUACAUAGCUGGUGAUUGGGGGUCAUUAUCAAGUAUUCUUACUCAAUACAAAUAUGAUAUAAUAUUAACAGCAGAGACAAUAUAUAAUAUAGAUAAUUAUAAUAAAUUAGUCAGUGUGUUUGAUCAACUUUUAAAAGAAGAUGGUGUUAUAUAUAUAGCAGCUAAAUCCUAUUAUUUUGGUGUGGGUGGAGGAACAAGACAAUUUGAACAAUAUUUAAAAGAUGGAGGAAAAUUUAAUAGUCAUGUUGUUGAAGUGAUCAGUGCAGGAGUUCCAAGGGAAAUUUUAAAAGUUAGAAGAAAUACUCUAGACAAAACGUAAAAAAAAGAUGGUGGGAGGGGGACAUUUUUUUUAAAAGAAAAGAAAAACUUUUUAUGUUACAAAAUAUAUAUCAAAUAUAAUUUAUAUACAAAUUACUGAAAUCGGG
This is a messenger RNA of Patella vulgata (common limpet), 1204 nucleotides long. RefSeq names its product histidine protein methyltransferase 1 homolog. The transcript is spliced from 9 exons. Gene Ontology annotation, biological process: peptidyl-histidine methylation, to form tele-methylhistidine. The coding region runs from base 220 to 1098 and encodes 292 amino acids. The record is from RefSeq and is a predicted model, not a curated record. Gene Ontology annotation, molecular function: protein-L-histidine N-tele-methyltransferase activity. Lineage: Eukaryota; Metazoa; Mollusca; Gastropoda; Patellidae.